AUGGCAGAGUUCACAAGUAAUAGUGUUGAGGAGUAUUUCAAAGAAAAGACCAUUUUAAUUACUGGUGCAACUGGAUUCUUAGCCAAAAUUCUCGUGGAGAAGAUAUUGAGGGUUCAACCCAACAUAAAAAGGUUAUACCUUGUUGUGAGAGCAUCAAAUCCACAUAUAGCUGUCCAACGCUUGCAUAAUGAGGUCUUUGAGAAGAAAUUGUUCAAAAUGCAAAAAGAUAAGUGGGGUGAAAAAUUCAGCUCUUUUUUAGCCGACAAAGUGGUGGCAGUUGCAGGUGAUGUUUCUCUUCACAAUUUCGGAAUCAAAGACCAAAUCCUCAUUGAAGAGAUGUUGGAUGCGAUUGAUAUUAUAGUGCACACUGCGGGAACUACUACACUUGAUGAAAGAUUUGAUGUUGCAAUGGAUACAAAUACAAUGGGAGCUUAUAAUGCUAUAAACUUUGCUAAAAUGUGUCAUAGAAUAGAAGUUUUUCUUCAUGUAUCAACCGCUUAUGUUUGUGGAGAAGCAAAAGGAUUAAUACCUGAGGAAUCAUUCCGUAUGGGCCAAACACUAAAAAGCUCUUUAGAAUUGGACAUCAGCUUAGAAAAGCAGUUGAUUGAGGAAAAACUUAGUGAACUCCAAGAACAAAAUGCCAAUCAAGAAACAAUCACCUCAAUAAUGAAAGAAUUUGGAGCUUCUAGGGCAAAUUUGUAUGGAUGGCCAAAUACGUAUACAUUUACAAAAGCCAUGGGAGAAAUGCUUGUGAUGAGCAUGAAGGGAAAUAUACCAUUGAUCAUCACACGUCCUACUGCUGUGAUUGGCACUCAUUCAGAACCUUUUCCGGGUUGGAUUGAAGGUGUUAGAACUAUAGACUUUGUGUUUGUUGAGUAUUUCAAAGGAGCAAUAACUAGUUUUGUUGGUCAUCCAAAUAUAACUAUGGACCUGGAUUCAAGGUUGAAGAGGACAAUGAAUCUUUAUAGGCCUUAUGGUCUCUUCGAGGGCAUUUUUGAUGAUGAGAACACAGAGAAGCUGCGAAUAGCAAUAAAAGGAGUUGGCAAGAUGGAUAAGGAAUAUAACUUUGAUCCUAAGAGCAUUGAUUGGAAGGACUACUUGAUGAAUGUUCAUUUCCCAGGUCUAAUUAAGUAUACUAUGCAACCAAAGAUGUAA
Arachis ipaensis is the source of this 1155-nucleotide messenger RNA. Lineage: Eukaryota; Viridiplantae; Streptophyta; Magnoliopsida; Fabales; Fabaceae. The record is from RefSeq and is a predicted model, not a curated record.